UGUAACGAACAAAAUCCAACGCUUGCAUUGAUAAUAAUUGUUAUUGGAGUGGUUUUAUAAUUAUUUACUGGAGAAACUUAGUUACUGUUUUAAAUUUUACCUAUCAUAAGUGUUUUAUGUGUAUUCCAUCAAGAUGACGUCGGAAAAAGCUAACCGAAAGGAGAGAAAAGAAAACCAGAACAUUCAAGUGUUUGUGAGGCUUAGACCUCUAAACCAGCGGGAGAAGGAUAUCAGAUCUCUGGGAGUGGUUGAAGUGGUCAAUGGACGGGAAGUGGUGGUGCGACCGUCGAACCAGACGCUGCACACCAAGAAGUUCACCUUCGACCGAGCAUUCCCACCAUAUUCUAAACAGGUGGAAGUGUACCAGCAGGUGGUGUCUCCGCUCAUUGAGGAGGUGCUGGCUGGGUACAACUGCACGGUGUUCGCGUAUGGACAGACCGGCACGGGCAAGACUCACACGAUGGUGGGGGAGGCCGCCGCUGACGAGACCACUUGGCAGAGCGACCCCCUAGCUGGCAUCAUACCUCGAGCCUUGAGCCAGCUAUUCGAUGAGCUCCGACUCUCCAACACCGAGUACACCGUCCGAGUGUCCUACCUUGAGCUAUACAACGAGGAGCUUUUUGACUUACUCUCCAGCUCCGAUGACAACUCCAAGCUGAGGAUAUACGAGGAUGUGACGAGGAAAGGAGCGAAUAUUGUCAACGGCUUGGAAGAAAUUACAGUAUACAAUAAAAAUGAAGUGUACCGAAUUAUGGCUCAAGGACAGGAGAGGAAGAAAGUCGCGUCUACACUCAUGAAUGCGCAGUCCAGCCGCUCCCACACUGUCUUCACCAUCGUGGUCCACAUGAAAGAGAACAGCCCCGAAGGCGAGGAACUAGUCAAGAUCGGCAAGCUGAACCUGGUAGACCUGGCAGGCUCGGAGAAUAUCAGCAAGGCGGGCUCCGACAACCCGGCCAAGCGCGAGCGGGCGCGCGAGUGUGUGAAUAUCAACCAGAGCCUGCUGACGUUGGGGAGAGUGAUCACCGCACUCGUCGAGAGACACCCGCAUAUACCGUACAGAGAAUCAAAACUCACACGUAUCCUCCAAGAGUCACUCGGUGGUCGCACCAAGACUUCCAUCAUAGCAACCAUAUCUCCUGGACACAAAGACUUGGAGGAGACGCUCAGCACCCUGGAGUACGCCAACCGGGCCAAGAACAUCCAGAACAAGCCAGAAAUUAACCAGAAGAUGACAAAGAAGGCUAUACUCAAAGAGUAUGCCGAGGAAAUUGACAAGUUAAAGAAGGACUUGCAAGCCGCUAGAGAUAAGAAUGGUAUAUAUUUGGCCAACGAGACAUAUGCUGAGAUGACAUUUAAGCAGGAGGAACAAAAGAAAGAGAUACAAGAACUGCUCCUCAAGAAGAGAGCUAUGGAGGAGGAGAGAGACAGAAUGGAGAAUGUCUUUGAGGAACUCCGGAGCAAGCUGCAGAACUCUGAGGGUCAACUGACAGAGACGAUCAGCAAACUGAAUACCACGAAGACUAUACUGGAGAAAACUACUACUAAAUUGGUCCGCACCGAGCAGCAGUGCUCCGAGCAGCGCAGCCUCGUCGAGGCCGCCGUCGCCGACGUCGACAGGCUGCACGAUGCCGUCGACAGACGCAGCACAGUAGAGAGCCGCAACCUAGAGACGACGCAGCGGUACCGCGGCGUUUCGGCGCAGAUGCGACACAACAUGCGCGCGGCUGCCGACCGCGUACUGCGAGAAGUCGCCACACACGUCACCGCGGCCGGUCAACACCUAGAGAGCCACACUACGGAGGGUACUGGAAUUCUUUCUAACAACAAAACAAAGAUGGAUGCUUUAUUUAAACACAUAGUUGAUAAUUUUCAAAUGAUGACCCAAGCGAAAGAGAAUCUAUACUCAACCAUGAAUGUGACACUGACGGAGCAGCAUUCCGCUCUAACCAACCUGGUGCAGAACUCCCAUCAGACCACAAAGACAGCAUUCUCAGAGUUCACCGAGGCAGUGGCUCAGUGUCUCUGGAAUGCUGGUCAGAUGGAUGUGUCUACGCAAAUGACAGCGCUGCUGGAGGAGUGGGUAUCAAACACGGGUGUCCAACUACAAGCCACGCGCAACACGCACGGGUCGUCGCACGCGCUCGCGACUCGCGCGGCACUGUCGCACGCCGCAGCCGUGCGCGCCGCUCGCGAUGCUGCCGCCCGUACCGCCGACACGCGCGCCAGACACGUGCAGAGGGUGUUACAGGCUAUCAAAGCAGACGAGGAGCAAAAUAAGAAAAUGCUCGCAGACAACAUGGCGAAAAUAGAGAAAGAACGAGAGCAUAGAGAAGCUAUUCUAGAGCAGCGGAUCGAAAGGAAGAGAAAUCUCCUGCAAGAGGAAAGAGAGCAGAAAGAAGCUAUUCUAGAGGAGUGGAUUGCAAGGAAGAGGAUUCUUCUGCAAGAAGAAAUGGAGAAGAGAAAGACAGCGGUCGAACAAGAAAUAGAGGAACUGAUGAAGACGGAGAGGGAAUAUCUGGAGGCGGUCAUGGAGAGCCACAGAAGGAGUAUAGCAGAACAGAAGCAAACCUUCGAAGCUAGUACAUCGAGGAAUGUGCAAAUGUUGAUGGAGUUGCUGACAGAAAGUGAGAGAGAGAUGCAGAUAUCGGAAGAGGAGUACCAUAAGAAUGAGACGGAGAUGGAAAAAUGUGUCAAUGAACUGAAUGGACUGGCUGAGAAAUAUAAACAAGAGAGUGGUGAAGUGGAGUGUAGUGUGAGCGAACUAAGCGGGCGCGUGUUGAAUGUGGCCGAGCAACUCAAGGCGCGUCUGUUGGCCGAGCUGCAGCAAUCUGAGCACAAUAUCAAGUCGGAAUCAUCGCGGCUCCUAUCUUCGUCAUCGGCGGCGGCGCAGGCGCAGGCGGCCGGGCUCACCGCCGCACUGCAGACCGUGUCCACCGGCUGUAGACACGCGGUAGACGGUCUACUGAGCGAACUUGACCGGCAGUCAUCAUCUACAACGCAGGAGCUAUCAGCAUUAUCAUCAUCGACUUCCCGCUGCGUGGAGCUGCUAGGCGCCCUCCGUGACGCACAGGCCUCCGCCCUGGGCAGCACGAGGGCCGACGUGGAACAGCUCCAUGCAUCGCUGCAGAAUGAGCUGACAGCACUGCAGCAACUGGAGGAGCGCUGCUUGCACGACGAAUACACCGUCUACACGCCGUCAGGUUGUACGCCGGCCCGCGGCCGCUACGCGUACCCGCGCCGCUUCGCCGCGUCGCCGCUUAAGAAGUUGCCGUCCACACUUGACGAGGAUGACGUAAUCAUACUCGACGACGACGCGACGAACGGGCACAGCGACAGUUCGUCGUGCGCGUCCGAGGACUCCGCCUCGUGGCCGCGGGCGAACGAGCCCUCCGCUACGGUCAAGUGCAACUCGGAGACUGAUAUAUACCUGCGUAUGAAACAACACGAGCAAGGCAAGGAGAACAGUCAAGUGAACAGAUCUAUGUCAUUCAAGAAGCCAUCCAGGCUACCAGCUCCGAGCACAGCCAAGAAAAUACUAGCGGAGAGGAACGGGGUCAACUGACAUUGAAUAUUUGUGACACACUGUGGUGAUCUAGUGUUUAUGUUUACGUUCCGUCGAGGAAAUUAAGUAUAUUGCUACUUCUGAAGUCAGUCUUGUAACCAUCACCCGAUGAUAUAAUAUACGAUCGAACUACCAAA
Messenger RNA from Aricia agestis (brown argus), 3699 nucleotides. RefSeq names its product kinesin-like protein Klp61F (gene Klp61F). Gene Ontology annotation, cellular component: spindle microtubule; nucleus. The transcript has 21 exons. Gene Ontology annotation, molecular function: microtubule binding; ATP binding; plus-end-directed microtubule motor activity. NCBI's taxonomy places the organism in Eukaryota, Metazoa, Arthropoda, Insecta, Lepidoptera, Lycaenidae. Bases 134 to 3562 code for a protein of 1142 amino acids. Gene Ontology annotation, biological process: mitotic spindle assembly; microtubule-based movement. The record is from RefSeq and is a predicted model, not a curated record.